Messenger RNA from Egretta garzetta (little egret), 2203 nucleotides. Its product is annotated as myotubularin-related protein 9-like. NCBI's taxonomy places the organism in Eukaryota, Metazoa, Chordata, Aves, Pelecaniformes, Ardeidae. Gene Ontology annotation, biological process: negative regulation of autophagy. Bases 457 to 1950 code for a protein of 497 amino acids. The transcript has 11 exons. The record is from RefSeq and is a predicted model, not a curated record.
CCUGCACCCCGAGAUCCCGGCUUCCACGCUGAGGUCCCCUGCUCAUGCCCCAGCGGUUCCCUGUUUGCACUCUGAGGUUCCCCGCUUGCACCCCGCAGGCUCCCGCUUGCACCCCGAGAUCCUUGCGUGCACCCCAAGGUCCCCUGCUUGCACCCCAAGAUCCCUGCUUGCACCCUGACGUUCCCCUGCUUAUGCCCAACGGCUCGGUGUUUGCAUGCUGAGGUCCCCCGCUUGCACCCCAAGACCCCCGCUUGCACCCCACAGUCCCCUGCUUGCACCCUACAGUCCCCUGCUUGCACCCCACAGUGUCCUGCUUGCACCCCAAGACCCCCGCUUGCACCCUGGGGUCCCUGCCUGCCGCCGAGCCUGAGCAGCUCUGCAGCAGCCGCCGGCGGCAGGUCCCUGUGCCCGGCAGAGGAAGGCUACAGCUGGGGCUCGGCGGCCACCGGCACCGCCAUGGAGUUCUCCGAGCUGAUCAAGACGGCGACGGUGGAGAGCGUGCUGCUGUCGUGCGCGGGGCUGCCGGCGGUGAAGGGCACCCUGUGCAUCACCAGCCACCACCUGCUCCUCUCCUCCUGCCCCGGGGGGGACGCCCAGCCCGGCACCGUGGAGCUCUGGCUGCUCAUCCGCAACGUGGAUGCCGUGGAGAAGAGAGUGCAGAAUUUCAGCUGGUACCAGCCCCCCCGGACUAACGGCUCCCCACGAGACACCAGGCUCGCUGGCUCCUCUGGCACCAUCACCCUCCGGUGCAAAGACCUGAAGGUGCUGCAGCUGGAGAUCCCAGGCAUGGAGGAGUGUCUCAACAUCGCCAGCUCCAUCGAGGCCCUCUCCUCGGUGGACUCUGUGAUGAUGAUGUACCCGUUCUUCUACAGACCCCAGAGCCUGAAGCUCGAGGAAGGAUGGCACCUUUUCCCUCUCGAGCAGUACUUCCAACAGAUCGCCUCCCAGUCGAGCCAGUGGCGGCUGAGCGAGGUGAACCGGGAUUUCACCACCUGCCCCACGUACCCUCCCGCCGUCAUCGUGCCGGCGGCGGUGGACGAUGACACCCUGCGGAAGGCUGCCCGUUUCCGGCAGGGUGGGCGAUUCCCUGUCCUCAGUUAUUACCACCCCAAGAACGGCACCGUGAUGCUCCGCAGCAGCCAGCCGCUGACAGGCCCCAACCGAAAGCGCUGCCGCGAGGAUGAGAUCCUGCUAGGGACAGUUCUGGAUGAGGGGGAACGGGGCUUUAUCAUCGACACGCGGUCGGCCCAGGCGGCAAAGCAGGCUCGGAUGACCGGGGGGGGCACAGAGCCCAAGUCCUCCUACCCACGGUGGAGGAGGCUGCACCGGCCCCUGGAGAGCAAGGUGAUCCUGGCCCCGUCCUGCCGCACGCUGGCAGGCUUCCAGGGGCUGCUGGAGCGGGAGUGGAUCGAGGCUGGCCAUCCCUUCCACCUCCGCUGCGCCCGCUCUGCCUACUCCCACGCCCGGCUGAAGCAGGAGGCGCCGCUUUUCCUCCUCUUCCUCGACUGCGUGUGGCAGCUGAGCCGCCAGUUCCCCUUCUCCCUGGAGUUCAGCGAGUGCCUCCUCCUCGCCCUCUUCGACAACGCCUACGCCUCUGACUAUGGCACCUUCCUCUGCAACAACGAGAAGGAGAGGUGCCUGUGUAAAGUGAAGGAGAGCACGCACUCCCUCUGGGCCUGCCUGAACCAGCCUGGGGAGAAGAAGAAGUACCUGAACCCUCUCUACUCACUCAACACCCUCGUCAUCUGGCCCUCCGUCGAGCCCCAGAGCAUCCAGCUCUGGCAGGGUUUAUUCUUCCGAUGGAUCCGUUCGUCCCAGCACCUGGACGAGGCCUGGGCAGAGAUCCAGCGGUUAGUAGAUGACAGUGACCCCCUGGUCAAGGAGAGCGCAGGGAACAGGCUGAGCCAGUCCCUCUCUGACCCCGCUGCCCGGACGGAGAACGAAAGAUGAACAGCAGCAUGGGCAAUCCGGCCCCCAUGGGCUGCCGGGCCGAGGUGAUGCUGCAGCUUUCCCGGGGAAGCGCUGUGCGGGACACAGGCCCCGUGGAGCCCGGAGGACAGCACUGGGAGGCGGGGGACACACAGGCUCCCUUUUGCAGCCUCUGGGCUGCACAGACUGAGCUUGUUUCAGUAAAGUGCUCUCUCUCUUGCAGCUCAUGCCUGCUUUUCCGCUCUUACGUAGGGGCAGGAGUUCUCUUCCCCCG